Molecule: messenger RNA, 3968 nt
Organism: Polypterus senegalus (gray bichir)
Lineage: Eukaryota; Metazoa; Chordata; Cladistia; Polypteriformes; Polypteridae
Gene: iqce
Product: IQ motif containing E
Exons: 23
Coding region: 512-2827 (771 amino acids)
Molecular function (GO): protein binding
Source: RefSeq, a predicted model, not a curated record
GCGAGAGAAGCGCAGGCAGGCAGAAGAACAGAGACUUACUUCAAUAAUAAAAACAGUAGGAAACUUUUACCAAAGUUUGAAAUCUGUUGAUGAGCUUACUUUUCUGGUCACAUUGUUUAAACAAUUUCAAGAAGAAGGCAUCGCAGAUCAAGUCUGCCUUAUUACUGUCAGAAGGCGUGAAAAGUCAUUGUCUACUUCAGAAAGUUACGUGUUAUUAAUAUACUUUCUUACAUUUUAAACUUUUAAUUUAAGAUUAAACCUUACCAAACAGUUGUUAGCCUGUAAAACCAUGGCUCCGAUGCAUCCUCCGACGUGCUUAUUAACGUACAGUAAAUAACAAUUAAAGGAACAUCUAAUGGAAGUCCAGUGAAGGGCUCGGCACUGGUACUUUUUGGCACAUGCAGCUUCGCAGUUUGUGGCAUUGUGAAGCUGAGUCUGCUUCUGCGGCUUAUCCUGGGUUGGGGUACGUGUUUGUUCUCCUAAAUAAAGAAGUAAGAAUAAGGAUCACACAAUGUCGGUGACAGCCAGUGAUUUUAUCACUGACGAGGAGUUGGAAGAACUGGGAGAUGAUGUGUUGUCGGUUGCAACUUAUGAAUCUGAUACAGAUAAGAAACCAAAGAAAAAAAAGAAUUUACAUAAACCUCCUCGUUCUCCAAAAUCACCAUAUUUAUCAAACACAUACCAGCAUCCAAAAAAGGCAGCUGUUUGGAGAUCUUUGAAAGGAAGCGGUUCAAUGCAUCUGGAAAAUCCUUCUUCUCGGACUCCCAGAGAAUUGUGGCUGGCCUCACUUAAAAAUGGGUUUGCAACAGCACAGCCUGUCAAAGCAGAAUAUGACUAUGCUCAGGCCCGACUUGUUGCUUCCAGCAGCACUCCUGAAUAUCUAAAAGAAGCACUUGGCAUGAAAAAGCCAAAACAUUCACGAUCUGCCAGCACUGGAUAUGUUCCUGGAACCCCGGACUAUAAAGAGAAGGAGGAUAUGUAUGAUGAGAUUAUUGAACUUAAGAAGACUUUACAGGCCCAGAAAUCUGAAGCUGAUUUGAUGAAAACCAAGUUGCGGCGGCUGGAAGAGGACAACAGCAAAAAAGAAAAACAGAUUGAACAACUGCUUGAUCCAACCAAGGGCUCUGACUUUACUAGGAGUUUGGUUGAUAAAAGAAAUGAUGCGAGUGUAAUUACAAAUGGACUUAAACAGAAGAUUUUGAAACUAGAGCAGCAGUGUAAAGAAAAGGACAAUGUAAUUAAUAAAUUACAGACAGAUUUAAAGACAACUAAUAUUGAAGAAAUGAAGAUUGCAAUGGAAACUUAUUAUGAUGAGAUUCAGAGGCUUCGGGUUUUAUUAGCCAAUACAGAAUCAGCUGAAAAAAAGUCCGAGUUUAAAGACUCUGAGAAACAACAAAAGCUAUUAAACACCACUAUAUUACGACUGUCCAAAAAUAUCAAACAGCUGCAAGAGGAGAAUAAAUCUCUAAAAGUGGACCUAGAAAAAGCAUUAGACAAAGCCAUUCCGAAUACAUCUCGAGAUAAUAAUGAAUUGAACAAACAAAGAUCAAUCAAACGUGUUGUGGAACUGGAAAAAAAGGGGGAGCAAACUAAUCCAAAUAUUUCUAAUGCUGGUGAUCGAACCACUGUUACUAAUGCAGUAGUCACUGUUGUAGAUCAGUUGAACUCCUCAACGUCUAAAGGAACAGACUUUCAACAAGAGUGUACUCGUCUACGAGGUUUGGUUAGUAAACUCAAAGAAGAUCGCAGUGAUUUACAGGAACAACUUUCUGCAAAAGUGUUGGAGAUAAAACAGUUGACAAAUGAAAAAGCCGAACUGAUAAAAGAAAACCAGAAACUUAAGUUGGCUCAUCAGAAAUUAACUCAAGAGUCUAAGGAAGAGAUCAGAAAACUUACUGAAAGAGUAAAACGUUCAGAAGCCGAGGUAAAAGAGGAACGACGAGUAAAAGAAGAAAGUUUACUUGUUACUAGCAAGGACAGAAGUAGAUCUGUUUCACCUGCAGCUAAUUCCCUCCAUGGCUAUAAUGAAGAUCAGAGGGACGAUAGUUUUCGAUCAUCUUCUGCACGCACUCGUCAGCAAAAAUCAGACAAAAAACAGGAAAAGGCUGCUCGAACUAUACAAAAACACUGGCAUGAGGACAAAGAUAAGAGUGAAGACGAAGAUGAGGAGGAUGAUGAUGGUACUGAAGCUGCAAUUUUCAUCCAGUCUGCUUUCAGGGGACAUUUGACAAGACAGAAACAGUUAGGCAGCAUUAAGGGAACAACUGAAAAACAACCCCAGAGACCUCAAAACAAGAGUCCACGGACACUUCAGCAUCAGAGUGAUCGCAUUUCGUCGCAGUCUGAAGAAGACAAUGAGGAGACUGUAACUUUAUUGCAGUCUGCACUUAGGGGACAUCUCUGUCGCUCCAGACAACUAACAAACAGGUCAUCAGAUUAUGAUAUGCCUGGAAGGAAUGGAAGAAAGAGCCCUUCAAUUUCUAGAAAUGAAAUCCAAAAACCAUCCCAAACACCACAGAAGAGAAAUUCCUUAACAUCAUCUUAUAAAAUCAAAGAAACUGCUUUAUCAGAAAGUGAUGAAGAUGAUGAUGAAAAUCUUUCAGAAAUUAGCAGUCGUGACAACCAUGGGAACAAAACAUUGAAUAUGAAAGGAACACCUCGAAAUUCAAGCCCAUCUAACAGGAGGCCUUCUCCAGCUCCAAGACAUAUUCAGAAGCAGUCUAGAAGUGACCCCAUUUUGCCAUCAAAAGAUGAUGUCUCAGAUGAUUCAGAUGACAUUAUAGUAUCACCAGUCCGGCCUUUAAAAAGAAGAGACUCCUACUUUUAGCAAAGACUUGCUUCCAUAAAUAUUUCUGCCAGCUCAUUUAACUAUGUGUUAAACAUAGCUGUGCACUUAACAGGUAAAACCUUACAUAAAAAGAAAAAAAAACUACUUUUAAUUAGUGUAUUUUUUUCUUUUGCAAGUGGACCAUUAAGGUGCUUUGUCAGAAAAAAACAUGUUUAUGUGACCAAAGGAACAUUUUGUGCUUAAUAUACAUAAUUUUGACCUUUUUGUUAUUCUGUUUAACAGAAGACAGCAAUAAGGUAAGCUGGAGAUUGUUUAACGAUCUGUAAACUACAAGGCCAAAUUUUUCCUUUUUAAUUAAACAAGUCCCAUUUAUGCUUGGAUCAUAGUUUUAUUACAAUAAAUAUAACUAUACCAUAAAGCAAUACUAUGAAAUUAAAUAUAAAUAAAGUUUAUUUUUGUGUAAAUUUAACACUUAAAUAAUUACAGUAUAUACCUCACACUUUUAUGAUGCUUAAGGACUUUUUAUUUACAAGUGAAUUGGUUUCAGCAAAUAAUCAAAAAUGAAGCAGUAAACUAUUGAAUUUUCUAUGAGGAUACUUAUUUUAGUCGUCCACAUAUUGUAAGUCAUAUUUGGUGUUAAUAGAUGCCACCAUUUUGGGUGAUUCUGGAAGUGCCUAACCAAGUAGGUGGUCUAUUUUAACAUUGUUGUUAAUUUCUUGUUAUUUAAAAUAUAAAAAGUACAGUCAUAUAUUUUCUACAAAAGAGAAUUUUCUUUUCACUGUUAUUGAAAAGAUCCACAUGUAACUUAUGUUGCAAUUGCUCAUUUAUUUUAACCUUGACAAUCUGCAGUUCCUCAUUUCACAACAUAGAAUGAUAUGUGAUAUACAGUGUGUAUGGGCCAAUCAAAAAUGUUUUUUUAAAAACAAUUACAUUAUUAAUCAUCUUUUUAUGUCUUAUUUAGACAUAAAUUUAUUAUCUUCUGAUAUAUCACACUCUUUGUGUUCAGAGGUUGAUCUCAAUAUGUGCCUUCAAUAAAUUCUUUUUUCUUCAUCAUGUAUGAUUUUCACAAAAACAGUAUAUAUUAUUGUCUCGUAAGAAUAAUAUGUAGUGAUUUAUUCCUGUGGUCUGUUGCCACUUGGUGUUAUGCCAUUGACAUUAAAAUAUGUUGAGAAAUGUUGAA